CCGCCCGCGCCCGUAGUAUCUUCGGCAACUGCCAUUCGUCUCAAACGAUUUCACCUUGCUAUGAAUAAAAACGGUGAAUAACUCGUGUACGAAAUUGUUCAAGUAACAAUCUGAUUCUUGGACCUCAAAAGUGCGUUGUGAAACUGCGUUUGUAAAGGUGGAUUCGUGGUUAGUGUUGUAUUUACCAGUUCCGUCUUUAUUUUGUUGAAACUGAAGUGUUUACGUGCUAAAACCGGAGUAUUGUGAGUUAACAUAGCGGUGCUCGGGCUUCGCACUUGCCGUUUAAUGGGAUCUUGUUGAUUAUCAGGUGUUGAAGAGCCGGCAAGAUGCCGGAGGGAGUGGCCAAAGAGGCCAAAGAUGAAAAGAAGUCCAAGGAGUCGCCCCGGCGGCGGCCCGCGGGCAACACCGCCCAUGUUAGGGUGGAGCUCCUUGAUGGGUCCACCAUGACAUUGGACGUUGAAAGAAAAAUCCGCGGCCACGAGCUCCUCAGCAAAGUCUGCGACAGCCUGAAUCUCGUGGAGAAGGAUUAUUUCGGUCUUCUGUACUCUGAUCGCGGCGAUAAUAGAGCAUGGAUCGACCUGGACAAGCGCGUCUCCAAGAUGCUCAAACAUGAGCCAUGGCAGGUGCGUUUCGCGGUGAAAUUCUACCCUCCUGAGCCGGCGCAGCUUCAAGAGGAGCUGACGAGAUACCAACUCGUGCUGGCUGUCAGGAAAGACCUUCUCGAAGGCCGCCUGCCCUGCUCAACGGUGACGCACGCGCUCCUAGCGAGCUACCUCCUCCAAUCAGAGAUGGGAGAUUUUGAAGAGUCCGAAGUAGGCGCCGGCCGCUGCAAGCAGCUGAAGCUAGCCCCGCCCUCCGCCUGCACUCCUGAACUUGAGGAGAAGGUGGUGGAACUGCAUAAGACGCACCGAGGCCAGACCCCCGCGGAGGCUGAGCUCAACUACCUAGAGAACGCAAAAAAACUGGCCAUGUACGGAGUGGACCUUCAUCCCGCCAAGGAUUCUGAAAACGUUGACAUUACUCUAGGAGUCUGCUCUUCUGGUCUCCUGGUGCAUAGAGAGAAACUACGCAUCAACCGCUUCGCCUGGCCGAAGAUCCUUAAGAUCAGCUACAAGCGCCACAACUUCUACGUGAAACUGAGGCCAGGAGAGUUCGAGCAGUUUGAAUCUACCGUCGGCUUCAAGCUUGUCAACCAUCGGGCUGCUAAGAAGCUUUGGAAGACUUGUGUCGAACAUCAUACAUUCUUCAGGUUGAUGUCUCCGGAGCCGCCACCGAAGGGAACGCUCUUCCCCCGGCUGGGCUCGAAGUACCGCUACAGCGGGCGCACGCUGUACCAGACGCACGGCGCGGCGCCGCAGCGCACGCAGCCCAACUUCGCCCGCACGCUCUCCUCCCGCCAGCUCUCCUCCCGCAGCAUGGACGCGCUAGCCGCCGAAGAGAAAGCGAGCACGCUGCCACCGGAGGCGGCUAAGAGAUACACCAUGCCGCCGCAGCCUGCGCCGCGGCCCCCGGCCAAGGACAAGCUGCGGCGCGGCUCCAAGGGGACGGUCAGCGUGUCCUCCGCCAGCUCCAUAGAGGGGGAGUAUCUGGCCGAUAGAGGGGAGAAGAAACCACCCCCUGGUGCUGUGAAGGUAAUGCCGACACCUGAGAAGAAGGAUGAAAAGAAGGUGGUCGAGAGUAAACCCGCUGAGAAUGGAACUGACACUGCCAGCGAUCCAGGCGUCACUAAUAACGUGGACACCACUCCCAAGAAAAACAAGAGCGGAGGUUUUGGCCUAUUCGGUAGUAAAAGAGAGAAAUCGCCUAAAGAAGACAAAUCUCCUAAAGAUAAGUCACCAAAACAGAAAUCUCCUAAAGAUAAAGAUACAAAGAGCAAAGAUCCCAAAGGCAAAGUGGCGGUGCUCGAUACAUCCAACGAGAGCUCUAAUCUCGACACCUCAAAUGAAAAGAGUCCAGAAAAAGAAAAACCAGGCUUCACAAAACCUUACGAAUACACGGACACUGAAAAGAGCCCAUCCCGUACCAAACCCAAGCUCCAAGGAGCCUUCAGUUACGAAAAAGAACCCAUUUCAGACGAGAGACAGAGACAGCUCAACGACAGUCAAAGUCCGACGACGAGGAAAGCUGGACUCGCUUUCAAUUAUGCUCCUGGAGAAGAUAAGAAAGUCGCUGAAAGCGCCGAGAAGAGAAAGACUCCAGAAGACCCAAGCAAACUUAAAACUCCAGGCAUUGAUUAUGUCCAGUCAGCUGCGCUUAAAGAACAAGCUAAAGCUAACCUCAUCGAUCCUACUUUAGCGCUAUUAGAUUCGGAAAGAGCUAUUCAUGAAGUAGGCGCGCCAUUAGCUGCCGUAAUCCCAGCAGCUGCACCUAAACCAGAAAACGAAAUACAAGUCGUCAUUAUAACUGGACGAUACAAUCCCAAGAACAAGAAACUUGACGACGCCAAUGGUACAGUUCUGGUUGUCAAAGGAACGCUUGACAAAGCCACUGGAAAAAUCCAGACUGAAAGAGAACUCAUCGAUACCAAGUCAGGACAAAUAACAUACACGAAUCCUGCUACCGGUAAGCAGGAGAGCAAAAACGGUCACGUCGAUUCCAAGACUGGACAUAUCUUGUUUACUUCUAAUGUCAUUGAUCCUAAAACUGGCAAACUUGACCCAACAUUGGCUCAGCAAUAUUGCUUUGCUGAACAGGCUGCCGAUAAAGUUGGAGCUAAACCAGGGAGAGAGGUCAAUUUGGUGGUAAUCACAAGCAAAUAUGACGGCAAGCACAAGAAACUAGAUGCCGCGCACGGACAUGUAGAUGUUUCAAGAGCAGUAGUGGGCCCAGAUGGCAAAGUCAGCUCCAAUUAUGGCGUCAUUGACCCGCGCACUGGCAAAAUCGAUUACAUCGAUCCGAAAACAGGGAAACAAGAACCUAAACAAGCGUAUGUUGACCAGAAAACAGGCAAUAUCCUAGUCACAACAGGCGUUGUUGAUCCUAAAUCUGGCAAAGUCGAUUCAUCGCUUGGUCAACAGUUCAGCAUUGUUGAGAAAGAUGCCACCAAGGCCAACAGGGAAGUCAGACUAGUUGUUAUUACAAGCAAAUAUGAUCUUAAGAGCAAAAAACUAGACCCCAACUUCGCUCACGUUGACGCAGUUAAGGGCGUACUAAGCGGUACCGACGGUAAGAUUUACACUGACUACGGUAUUAUUGACCCUAGAACGGGCGAUAUUCAGGUCACUGACCCUAAGACUGGCAAACAAGAAACCAAACACGCCGUAGUCGAUCCUAAGACAGGCAAUAUCCUUCUUCUAUCGGGUGUGGUUGAUCCUCGUACAGGACAACUCGAUACGACAUUAGGACAACAAUACAGCAUUGUUGACAAACCUACUGACACUUUCGCCUCAUGCCCUGGAAAGGAAGUUCAGCUCGUUGCUGUCACAGCCAAAUACGACUCUAAGAACAAGAAGUUGGAUACACCCAACGGAUUCGUCGAAACCUCACGAGCCAUCAUCAGCGACAAAGACGGAAAAGUACAUACCAAUUUCGGUAUUCUCGACCCUAACACCGGCAAAGUUCACUACACUGACCAGAAAACUGGCAAGCCGGACUCGAAGCAAGCCGUUGUUGAUGCUAAGACAGGCAGCUUCAUUGUAACCUCAGGCGUUAUCGAUCCGAAGACAGGCAAAACUGAUUCAUCUCUCGCCCAGCAACUUACAGUUGUCGAUAAGGACGCACCUAAAGGCAUUCCUGAGAGGCAUGUCAACUUGGUUAUUAUAACCACUAAGUACGACCCGAAGCACAAGAAACUAGACCUAACCAAUGCUCACGUCGACAGCAUACCUGGAACUGUCGGGACCGAUGAUAAAGUACACACAGCGUUUGGUGUCGUCGAUCCUAGCACUGGUGAAAUAACUGUAACUGAUCCAGUGACAGGCAAACAAGAAGUUAAGAAGGCGUCUGUAGACCCGAAAACUGGCAAUCUACUGCUUACUUCAGGAGUUGUGGAUCCCAAGACCGGACAAACUGAUCCUUCUUUGGGACAACAGAUCAGCAUUGUAGACAAGCCUAAAGACAAAUUCGCUUCAGUUCCCGGCAAGGAAGUCCAGGUAGUCGUUGUCACGAGCAAAUACGACUCCAAAUACAAGAAACUAGACCACCCCAAUGGCCACGUAGAAACGUCCAGAGGAAUAAUGACUUCUGAUGGCAAGGUCCAUACUAACUUCGGUGUGAUUGAUCCUAGGAGCGGAAAGAUUGAACAUGUCGACCCUAAGACAGGCAAACAAGAGAUCAAACAAGCAGUCGCUGAUCCCAAAACAGGACACCUACUUAUCACAUCUGGAGUCGUUGAUCCAAGAACAGGCAAGACUGAUUCGUCUCUCGCUCAACAACUCACUAUCGUCGACAAAGAUGCUAAGCCGCAAGAAAGAGAAGUCCGUUUAGUCAUUAUCACUUCCAAAUAUGAUCCUAAGACUAAGAAAUUAGAUCCUAACGGUCAUGUCGAUUCAGUGAAUGGAACUCUAGGUUCUGACGGUAAAGUCCAUACAUCGUUUGGUGUAGUCGACCCAGCUACUGGCGAAGUGGUCACCAUCGAUCCAGUGACGGGCAAACAAGACGUCAAGAAAGCCACCGUUGACCAUAAAACAGGCAAUCUUUUGGUCACAUCAGGAGUUUCUGACCCGAAGACUGGUCAUGUCGAUCCUACAUUAGGACAGCAAAUAAGCGUUGUGAACAAACCUAAAGACACAUUCCAAUCUGUGCCAGGAAAGGAAGUGCAAUUGGUUGUCAUUACUAGCAAAUAUGAUCCUAAGACCAAGACUCUUGAAAACAGCAACGGACAUGUUGACUCAUCAAGAGGUAUCAAAGCCGCUGAUGGCAGAAUCCAUACCAAUUACGGCAUUAUUGAUCCUAAGACAGGAAAGAUUGAGUGCGUCGAUCCGAAAACAGGCAAGACAGAAGUCAAACAUGCAACUUUCGAUCCGAAGACAGGACAUCUCCUGCUUACAUCGGGCGUGGUCGAUCCGAAGACCGGAAAAGCAGAUGCGUCACUCGCUCAACAGCUUAGCAUUGUGGACAAGGAUGUUAAACCACUAGAAAGGGAAAUCCACUUGGUUAUUAUCACUACUAAAUAUGACCCUAAGACCAAGAAGAUUGAUCCUAGCCAAGGAUACGUAGACACUGUUAGCGGAACUAUCGGGCCUGAUGGUAAAAUCCGUACGGCUAUUGGCGUCGUCGACCCGGCUACUGGAGAAAUCGUCGUGACUAACCCGGCGACUGGCAAGCAGGAAGUCAAGAAAGCGCAGGUGGAUCCCUCAACCGGCCAGAUGCUCGUCACCAGCCAAGUGUUUGACCCGAGAACAGGCAAAGUCGACCCGACUUUGGCGCAGCAAUUCAGCAUCGUCAACAAGACGGUUACACCUCAUACGAAACCAGCGUCGGUCGGCGAGGUCCGCCUAGUAGUAGUGACGAGCAAAUAUGACCCAAGGACCAAGACAGUGGAUGCUGGUGCUGGGACUAUUGACGCCUCAAAGGGUUACGUCAGCGCCGAGGACGGAAAGAUACACACCGACUUCGGUAUCAUAGACCCACGAUCCGGACAGAUCCUCUACAGAGAUCCCCUUACCGGCAAGCAAGAGCUGAAGCAGGCAGAUAUCGACCCGAAAACAGGCAACUUCAUCGUGACGACCGCGGUUGUAGACCCCAAGACAGGCAAGGUAGACCCCUCAUUCGCUCAACAGUUGACGAUUGUUGAUAAGCAGAAUGUGUUGGCUAAAGCACCACUAAGCGUUUCCCCCGUGAGGCAAACCCCAUCACCAGUCAAGACUCCUGCUUCCACGCCAGUCCAUACACCGUUGCAAUCGCCCGUGUCCAAAUCCUCGCCAAUCAUCAGCCAAGUGCAAAGGACGUCACCUACAGUCGCAACUAUUCCCAAAACACCACCAGCCAAACCGACCACAGCCCCACCGGCACCUCCUAGAAGGAAGAUUGUUAAAAUCAUGGUCAUCUUCACCAGGAUCGAUCCUAAGACCAAGAAACCAGACUUACACACUGCUGAAGUUGAACACCUCACUGGUAUUUUGGACCCUAACGGUGUAGUCGAAACUAAAUAUGGUGUUAUUGACAUCAACAAAGGCACCAUCGUCGCUACUGAUUCCGCUGGACAGCAACAGCAAAGAAAUGGAGUUAUCUUACCCGAGACAGGACAAAUCUUCAUCAACUCUGGCGCGAUUGAUCCUAAAACCGGCAAAGUUGACCCCAACUUAGGUAUGAUUUUGAGCGUCACGAAACAAGAUGACCCAGUUGUAGACAUAACGGCCAUCACUGGCCCUAUCGAUCCUGCUACAGGCAAAGUUGAUGUUGACAACAGCACAGUUGAGCUCACUAAGGGCAAAGUUGACGCUGAAACUGGUCACAUCUCCACUAAAUACGGCGUCAUCGAUCCAUCUAAUGAGGUCAUCUUCGUAACGGAUACUUUGGGAGGACAGGACAAGAAAUCUAUCCGUAUUGAUGAAAACACUGGUCUUAUCACCUUAACUGGAGUUACAGAUCCGAAAACAGGCAAAGUAGAUCCAAAACUGGGACAACUAAUUGUCGUUGGUACACAUAUCGACCCCGUUGUAGAAGUCACGACAUUUGUCGGUAAGGUUGAUGCGAAGAAAGGCCUAAUUGAGCCCAAACAUUCCGUCAUAGAGAGCACAACCGGUCAAUUUAAUCCCGACACUAACAAGAUUGACACAAAGUACGGUCAAAUUGAUCUGGUUAAAGGUACUGUUACAUACAACGAUCCUAAGACUGGCAAGUUGGAAAGCAAGGAAGUUAAAGUUGAUCCUGUCACCGGACAACUUUUACUACGCAGCGGACAAGUCAAUCCCAAAUCCGGGAAGCCCGAUAAGGACAUUGGCAGGCUCAUUUGCCUGAGGAUAAUCCAAACUAAAGUCGACCCCGUCUCCGGCAAACAAAUCGUAUCCAAUGAACCCAAGAACGUUAAGGUUGAUCCCAAAACCAACCAGAUCUGGACCGCUGGGCCGAAAGACCCUACAACAGGAGAGGUUCUGUACACCGCUGGACAAAUCGACCCAGUCACUGGUUAUAUCAUCACUAUCUACGGUCGUAUGGACCCGAAGACUGGAAACAUAGUGAGAGCACAUGAAAUCGACAGGUCGCUUAUCAAAGUCGAUCCUAUUAGUGGACAAAUCUAUACUGCUACCGGUCAAGUUGAUGAAGACAAUCAACCUUUGUAUUCCGCUUCUCAAGUAGAUCCAUCCACAGGAGAAAUCUACACGAAAGUCAGCAAAAUUGACCCGAAGACCGGCAGGUUGGUAAUAGUGAAGAUUUACAUCAUAACGCAGAAAGACGAGAAAGGACGCGUCAAGGAGGUCGAUCCUAAAGAAUGCACGAUCGAUGAAACAACAGGCAGAAUCAUCACAACAAAGACUGUCUACUUGUAUCAAAUCAUUGACCCAAUUACUGGUGAAACUAUCGAUGUAGACCCAGAUGACCCAAGACUUAAAGGUGCAAGAACCACUGUCACACAAACCAUGACGUUAUCAGGCAAGAUAGAUCCAGUCACCGGCAGAAUCAAGACGGAAUACGGAGACAUCGACCCAGAUACGGGAGAUAUAGACCCGAGUACCGCCGUCAGAGACCCAGUUACCGGACAGCUAAUAUUACAUUACUCACAAAUAGAUCCAUCGCACUUCGAAGACAAGAGCGGUAACUACACGAUAGAAAAGGAAACUCAAGAUCUCCCAGCCACUAUUGAUAUCCAGAAAGUCAAUACCCAUAAAUUCUCAACGUUCGGCAAAGACGAAAGCCCUGUAAGAGGUGACGAGCCCAAGGCAUUCACAGAGUUCACAACGAGCGAGCAUAUAACGCACCAAGGCUACGUGUCGUCAAACACCCCUCUAUCCUCAAAGAUCCCAGUCUCGCAGCGAGCCAAGAAGACCCCCACUCCGCCCGUCGUCGUCAAGACCACCACCAAACAGCUUCUGACCAAGAAUGACGAGGGCGUCACGCAUAAUGUCGAGCAGGAGGUCGAGAACCUCGGCACUGGCGAGGUCACAUUCUCCACACACACCAAUAAGGCGGAAAGCCUAGAGCCGCUGGAGACUGGAAAGAGCCCGUACGUCACGGCGAGGGCCGUCACCACCAGGACGGCGACAACGCACCACGAUCUCGACACCAAGGCGAAGACGCAGCAGAUGGAAGAGAAGACAGUAGCCCAUACCCUAACUUCAUCAGCCACGAGGCAAGAACAGCGGGUUUUGACGCAGGAAGUCAAAACUAUGGUCACUACCGGUGAUAAGCAUCAGAUAACCCGACGCGGCUCAGAGAGCUCAAUCUCUAGCGGAGAUUCCGGCACACCCAUCGACUUCGAAGAAGGCGCCGGGGAAGGUCACUACUACACCACCGAACCCGGAUCGUAUAGGACUACCACCACGACCAGCGUAAUGGGGAACGCUCCGUUCGGCAGCAUGGUUCACGGGGCCACCACCAGGACAACAACAAGCGCAGGGGAGCCUGAAGAGACGACGAUCAACGAGGACGGCGAAAUUGUGUCCUCGCAAACCAUCAGCUCGAAGACGCGCACGGUCGAGACCAUCACCUACAAGACGGAGCGGAAUGGAGUAGUGGAGACGCGCGUAGAACAGAAGAUCACCAUUCAAUCCGACGGAGACCCGAUAGACCACGACCGAGCGCUCGCCGAGGCCAUACAGGAGGCAACAGCGAUGAAUCCAGACAUGACGGUCGAGAAGAUAGAAAUCCAACAACAGAGCACGCAGCCGUAACAGGACACCGAGUCGCCAACCCGCACCGAGAGCGCGCGAACCGCUCCACUAGUCGACCAUACAAACACACAACCUUAGAUAUACACCAUGGUUGUUGCACAAUGCUAAGUUUAAAGACGACUUGUUAGACUUUAACAAAUUAAAAAAUAUUUGAAGUACAACCCUUUGCCAGGCUGACAUUUCAAUAAUGACUAUCGAUUUUCAGUCUUACUCAUAGGAAAUAGAACACAUGUUUGUGCCGUAUGUGGGAAAAUAUAUCCCUUAGCCUGGUCAAGGGUUAACCUCUCAUGGGGUAGAAAAAAAUGACAUUCAUAGCGUUUUCAGUUGAAUUUUACCCCUUUUUAAAUAAACCUAUGAGUAUUUUAGUAAAUUUUUUUUAGAACAACAAACUAAUUUUACCGGAAAUAAGUCCUUUUUGUUCGUUUGUAUUCUCUGGUAUGGUUGACUAGUGAAAGCGGUUUAAAUAAAAUAAGGUCGACUAGUGCAAUGCAAUCAAAAUGGCGGAUCUCCACAAAAUGGCCGCCACGUUUCUUAAACUUGUAUGUAAACUCUACAUACGAUAGUUCUAAGCGACAACACUGCGAAUAUUAAUAUAAGUUACGCUAUACUAUUAUUAAUUAAUUAUGAAAGUUAAUUAAUCUUUUAUUGGAUGUUGUGACGUCGAAACGCACCUACGAUUUAUUUUAUCUUGCAAUUUUAUUUGUAUAAAUAAAUGUAAGUUUGGCAAUGAUAUUCAAGCAUUUUUAUAAGGCUUAGUAUAGGUUCAACGCAUUUCAUACAACCAAUUUUAUCAGGUCUACCGCGAAUUUUUUUGCCUCUCUAUCGCUCGAAUACGCAAGAAAGAGAUGCAGAAAACGAAAUUUCAAUUUUCGCGGUGUGUUCUCAGGCUUUGUAGAAAUAAAUGUUGCCAUAGUAAAAAAAGUGUUCGUGUAUUAAAAAUAUAAUAACGUUUCAAUAUUAAUAAUGUUUUCAAUAUGGGAUAGCUUUAAAACAAUGUCACACGAGGUAAACCACCGUUUUUUAGAUUAUAAAAAAUGAUAUUUUCUCUCUCUUGAUUAAAACCACUACAAUGUAAUGCGGGACUAAUAAUAAAUUGUUUAACGCUCGACUUUCGUUACUUCAAAAGAAAAAAAAAUACGUAAAAAAUUGCCAACCCUAAAAAUAUAAAGUACUGGUAAUAUUAAAAAACUCUGAGGGUUUAACAAAAUGGUUAACCAGACGAACGCAAAGUCGGGCACUUCAAAAAUUAUAUGUUAAAUUAAAUAUAUAAUAUAUGACGUGUUGCUACAACUUCUAAUAUAUUUCACUACUUAGGUGCUACUACUUAGUCGAUAGGAUCAGAGGUCGGACAUGCUCAGUCGAAGCGAGUGCAAUUAGGGACUCUAGUGCCUUGACGAUAACACUCAUUAUCGCAUAACUUUUUCACGUAAAGUGAAAUCGUUUGACCAAUCAGCGUACUCGAUUUUAAACCAAUCGGAGAGCUGCAAGUUGGGCGAUUGCUUAGGGUUGUCAAAAAGCCCGGUGUAAUAAAAAGAAAAUAUUAAAGCAUGCGUUUUGACUGAUCGUUUUCGACCGACUGCGUAACUUGUGUUUGCGUCUCGUGUUCGUUUACGAAAUUCAUUUUAAUUAAUGACGAUGCAUAGUGGUCAAUGUUUAGGAUUAAUGUUAGGGCCAGUUGAGCAUUUUUUUCUAUGCAUGCACAAUAAAAAUGACAACCGUGGAAGGGUCCGCGGCGGAACAAAAAUGAACCUCAUUACAAUAUACAUAAGGUACUUUUUAGUGGGCCCAUUAUAAAGCAGCUAUAUAGCUUGAAGCUCAUCGAUGUCGUGUACCGUAACUCCAUUAUAUAAACGUUAUAUAACUCAUAUAAGUCAUAAUUCCGGACAUUCCAGUAUACCUGAUAUAUCACAAAUUCGUAUAGUAAUUUUACGCUAGAACAUGACAGUUUCUUUUUUUUUAAUAAUUUUAAUCACAAACUCUGCGGGUAAAGUAAAAAUCUGUAAAAACUGCCGUUCGAAAUCAUACCUUAUAAAAAGGUGAAUAGGAUUGAUUUCUGAACGACAGGUUGAAUAUGAUCUUGCGAAAAUAAUAGAUCGAUUCAACUUUGCUUUAUACCACAUACGCAAUCCCAGUUAUCUUUAUAUUGUAAAUGAGUAUGUGGAUAAAAUACCCGCAGAGUAAUCACAUUUUAUAAAUAAUAUGCAGUAGCUUAAUUUUUGAAUAAUGACAAUUAAUUGUUUGAAAAAGUCUUGGUUGAUUCUUUACGAAGUGGUAACCCUAGAUUUUGUUGCUGAUUAAAGUUGGGCUACUGCUUUUAUUUAUUUACUGUGGCAUCAGGUAAGUCAAUGAUACUGAUAUUGUACAAUUAUUAUUAAUAUAUUUCUUACACGCUAGACGUAAUGUUUUGUAUUAGUAUAAGUUUAUAUUAUGAAGUUGACGCUGAUUUUAAAUCAGAUUUAAGUGUAAUAUUCUUUUCUGUACUUUUUUAUCAAUUUGACAUAUGGAUCUUCAAUAUGUCACAAUGCGAUAUGUCACUAUUUAGAUUUAAUAUUUCGAUAUAUCUCUUCCAUACCUAUAUUAUAAUAGCAUUUGCAUCAUGGUAUAAUAAUAUACUCCGCCUGGUACUCUCUUGCCGUCUUUUCUAGGUCACCUGACUGACACAAGCCUACGUCAUCAUGCGACAGCGCUAUAUGAUAAUAUGCGAUAGCGCUAUAUAUAGCGGCCAUGUUAAUGUGACGUAGGCUUGUGUCACUCUGGGUAGAGAAGACCAUGUUUUAUUAGACUAUGCAUUUGCAUCAUAUUGUACCUAAAAAGCUACCUAAGUCCAGUCCAUCGUAUAUAGAUGAAGUGCAUAAUUGUUUUCCAUCGUAUUUUCUCGGAAACGUUCGUAUUUGUCAUGCUACUUCAGUCAACCUCAGUACUUUUUGUACAGAGACUGACUGAAAUAGCAAGACACAUUCGUACGUUUCCGUGAAAAUACGAUGGAAAAUAAUUGUGCUACAUCUGUGUAAAUAUUUAUGAAGCUUAAAGAAGAUAAACCACAUUGUGACAUGUUGAAAAUUAUUGACAAAAUACGUUCUUUAGGAAAAAAUAUCACACAAAUGAUAUCUGCAACUUUUUGAAGAAACAAAGACCUUAUGUGUUCUGUUCAGAGUUGAAAAUAGAGUGACAGAUAUUCUUAAGGUACAGUCGUCAUCAGAUAUAUCGGAGCGGUCAAGGCGCUCACAAAUAUCUGAACAAGCUUCUAAUGUCAAAGCGUUAGAGUGCGUGUUCAGAUAUUGUGAACACCUCGGCCGCUCCGAUAUAUCAGAUGGCGACUGUAUAUGUGAUAUUUUUGCCUAAAGUCCGCCUUUGACUUGUGUUUGUCGUAUAUUUAUUGAGAUGUUUAUUUUUCUAAGAGUCCCAUCUCCGUAUUAUUUUGUAUUUAACGAGAAGUUAUGGAAUAAAUUACAAUAAAGAUGCUUUGUUUUAAAA
Molecule: messenger RNA, 12245 nt
Organism: Cydia fagiglandana
Lineage: Eukaryota; Metazoa; Arthropoda; Insecta; Lepidoptera; Tortricidae
Product: protein 4.1 homolog
Exons: 20
Coding region: 327-8771 (2814 amino acids)
Cellular component (GO): cytoskeleton; plasma membrane
Molecular function (GO): actin binding; structural molecule activity
Source: RefSeq, a predicted model, not a curated record